Molecule: messenger RNA, 513 nt
Organism: Microstroma glucosiphilum
Lineage: Eukaryota; Fungi; Basidiomycota; Exobasidiomycetes; Microstromatales; Microstromataceae
Exons: 5
Biological process (GO): nucleocytoplasmic transport
Cellular component (GO): cytoplasm; nuclear pore
Molecular function (GO): GTPase activator activity
Source: RefSeq, a predicted model, not a curated record
GAGGAGGAGACCACUGCCAACUUCGAGCCAGUAGUACAGCUGUCUGAUGCUGACAAGAUCGCCACCAAGACUCACGAGGAGGACGAGGACGUCCUCUUCAAGAUGCGAGCUAAGCUGUUCCGUUUCGAGAAGGAGGCCAAGGAGUGGAAGGAGCGAGGAACUGGAGACGUGCGUCUCCUGAAGCACAAGCAGACGACAAAGGUCAGGCUGGUGAUGAGGAGAGACAAGACACUCAAGGUGUGCGCAAACCACUACGUCCUGCCCUCCAUGGCUCUGUCUCCCAACGUCGGUUCUGACCGUUCCUGGGUGUGGAGCGUAGCUGCUGAUGUGUCCGAUGGCGGUGAGCCCACCGCUGAGACGCUUGCCAUUCGAUUUGCCAACUCGGAUAACGCCAACCAAUUCAAGGCUGCUUUCGAGUCUGCUCAACAGUCGAACUCGGGUGAAUCCGAGCAGAAGGUGGAUGCGCCAGCAGCAGAAGACAAGAAGGAGGCUGCCGAGGAGAAGAAGGAGUAA